Colius striatus (speckled mousebird) is the source of this 1968-nucleotide messenger RNA. It is a transcript of the gene OAZ2, whose product is annotated as ornithine decarboxylase antizyme 2. Lineage: Eukaryota; Metazoa; Chordata; Aves; Coliiformes; Coliidae. Gene Ontology annotation, biological process: positive regulation of protein catabolic process. Gene Ontology annotation, molecular function: ornithine decarboxylase inhibitor activity. Gene Ontology annotation, cellular component: nucleus; cytoplasm. The record is from RefSeq and is a predicted model, not a curated record.
GGCCCGCGGGCUCAGUCGGAGCGCGGCGGCGAGCGAGGGCGGCGGCGCGGAGCGGACGCGGGCAGGCGGACACGCAGACAGCUGAGCCGGAGCGAGCUGAGGAUGAUAAACACCCAGGACAGUAGUAUUUUACCUUUGAGUAACUGUCCCCAGCUGCAGUGCUGCAGGCACAUUGUUCCAGGGCCUCUGUGGUGCUCCGAUGCCCCUCACCCACUGUCGAAGAUCCCCGGUGGGCGAGGGGGUGGCAGGGAUCCUUCUCUUUCGGCUCUGAUAUAUAAGGACGAGAAGAUCACUGUUAACCAAGAUGUCCCGGUGCAUGAAGGGAAGCCUCAUAUUGUCCACUUCCAGUACAAGGUCACAGAGGUGAAGACCUCUUCCUGGGACGCAGUGCUCUCUAACCAGAGCCUCUUUGUGGAAAUCCCUGACGGAUUAUUAGCUGAUGGAAGCAAAGAAGGGUUAUCAGCACUGCUGGAGUUUGCUGAAGAAAAAAUGAAAGUAAGCUAUGUCUUUAUUUGCUUCAGGAAAAGCAGAGAAGACCGAGCUCCGCUCCUGAAGACAUUUAGCUUCUUGGGCUUUGAAAUCGUGAGGCCUGGUCAUCCCUCUGUCCCGUCACGGCCCGACGUGAUGUUCAUGGUGUAUCCCCUGAAUCAGAACUCUUCAUCUGAUGAAGAAUAGCUGCAGCAGGGGGACUCCAGUGUGACCCGAAAAUGCUGUUGAGGGGAGAGAGGGUUACACCUCCUUUCUUGAGGGAAGGGAAACCAAGCUUCUGUUGGACUGACCCUGCAUUUCUCAUUGUUAGAUUGGCCUGUGUAUCCUCAGAGUUGACUAUCUCAUUGAAAUGUGUUGCCUAGAGAACUAUAUAUACACACAUGUAAUCACCAAAUAGUAAGUGGAGGAUGUCUCUGAAGGGGCGUAGGAGCCGUGGCUGUGGGCGGCGUGGCCCUGCACGGCAGCACCGCGGUAGAUGCAGCAUCGACUCCUUGACCUCUAAACCCGUGUUGGCCCUCUCUCCGCUGUGCUCGUCUGACAGACUGCCUCGGUGGUUUUCACUCAGGACUCUCCAGUAGGAGGCCUGUCUGGCUGUUAGGCACCCGGAGGAGACGUGCCUGAGUUUAACCUUUAACACUACGUGACGCCCCUGAGUCUCUGCGUGGGGCGGCUGAUGCUGUUUUAACUGGGCUAACCCCUUUUCAUUUUUUUCCUUUAUAAACCUUUUGCUCUUCCAGCUUUUGUUUCAAGCAGUCUUAACUCUGUUCCAUGUUACCACUGCACUAUCACAGCGUUCAAUAAAAGGGGCAUUCAGAUGAACUUCACACAGGUGGGGCUGCUUAUUUGGAAGGGAGUUCUGGUGGGCCGUGUGGUUUCAGAGGGUGGGGUGAGCAUUGGGAGCAGGACGCCUGCUCUGAGGAACGGCUCUGUACGGGGCCGCGAUGCUUGUGCUGGUCCAGAGAGGCAAAAAAGCUGAUGCUUUGAUCCUCUAUCCCAGGAUGGGUACAGGGGCAGGUCCAGGGCUCUCACCUCUCUCCUUCCUCCUUACUUUUCCAGAGGGGUGACCUCAAACACAGCCUGACAGCUGUAUCCAAACCCAAGUGUGUGUAGGGCCAGCAGCACUGGGAUGCUCUGUCUAGGGGCUUGCCCCAUGGAGCUGCAGAGCCAGCUCACAUCGCAGCCCUCCCGCUGUGGUGCUGGAGGAGACUGCUCCUGCCCCUGGGCUGUGGGGAUGGGACAUAGAUGACUCUGUGGGAAGCGCCAGAGGAGCAGGGCUGGGUUUAUACCCGAGCUCCUUUCCUGGCUGCUUGUGUGUGGAGCUGUCUGUGUGUGCCUUGUCAUGCUCUCGCCCUUCUGUGGAGGAUUUUGUUACAAGCUGAAGCCAAGCUAUUCCAUACAGGGCACAGGCAGUGUCGUUCAGUUUGGGGGGAGCACUGGGGCUGGGAUGCAAGUUUGUGUGAAUAAAUAUUCUUAAAAGUU